AUGACGUCCGGCCAGCUUGAACAAACGACAAUAAGAAAUGAUGAGAAGGAUCGUUUAAAGAAUAGUUCUGAAAAAGGCGCUAAUGCUACUACGGAUUCAUUAACAAACAGUGACGGCAAGAGUCAAUCUUCAGCGAAAUAUAAAUCACUUGAAAAAAAUAAAUCCACGACCAGUGAUGCAGAAAAACCUCUAGCUUCUCUGGGCAAAAACUCUGAGGAUUUGGAAUCCGAGUCGUCUUCGUCACCUCAACAAAAGCACUCACAAAAGGCUCUUAUGAAACGAAUAACUAAUGAAAUGCAAAUUGCCCAUUAUGAGAAGGGCGAUCGUCAACUUACGAUUCCAAACAUAAUUAAUGAAACGGCUUAUAAAACCCGAUAUAAGCCUGUUUGUAAAAUAUACACAUUUCGAUUUGUUGAAUUCGGAUUAAGACGAGCAUUAUGGUACCUUGGAGGAGCGGUUGCAGCAAAAAAAAUGUUUUUUUUGGUCAUUCCCAUUCUAUUAGCCCUCCUUUCAUUGAUUGGACCAAUUAUUCACUGGAAAAGUCUGAAAUUCACUGUGCCGUUUGAUUCAUUUAUCUCGCGUUUUUCAACAGCUUUUCCAUCAUCUGGUCAUACAGAUCUUCAUGUAAAACCAAAUAUGGUUUCUGAUUUUAAUGGAACAAAUCCAAUAUUUAAUUCUGUAAAGCGUAAUUCAUUCGCAGAUUUUGGAUUUAUUCUUAAAACAAGGUUUAUAUUAAUAUUAAUUUUAAAUAUAAUAAAAUUGAAAAGUAGAACUUCGAUCGUCAACGAGGCUACCUUCGAUAUAUACAAACAUUUAAGUCGAAUUAUUCAAAAUAUCACAAUUAAAUAUGAAUCGAAUAAUCUUAGCUGGAAUGACCUGUGUCGCAGUUCGUGCAAACCUGAAAAUGAUAUAAUAGAACAAAUUUUAACUACAGGUUCAAAAUUAACAUUAACUUUUCCUGAAAUGUUACUUUCAACCAAAGAUGUUGGUGAAAAUAUUUCACGCUUUUUUCUUGGAUUAACUAUUGGAGGCGUUCAAACAGAUACUGAUGGAACGAUAACUCAUGCUCGGGCUUUAGGCCAGAAAUUUGCGUUGAAAAACAAUUUCAGACCACAAAUUUUAGCCAAUUGGAAUCAAGAAUAUCGUCAAAAGUUGCUAAAUGAAGUAAGCACCGUACGAAAACAGGCUCAAGCAGACAUAUAUUGGUGGUCAUAUCAUGAUUUUAUUGCGGCUGUAUCGUUAACUUUGAAGGAAACUGCAAUUAUAUUACCAAUAUCUGCUACAACUCUUGUUGUUAUAUGUUUAAUUGGAAGUUUUGGAUCAAACGGUUAUCAGAGUAAACCGGUUCUCGGCCUUCUUAUUGGCAUUAUUCUUGUUGUUUCGUGCAUCGCCGGAUAUGCUGUGCAACUUGCCGGUGCAGCUCAUGUAAAUGCUAUUGCUUAUCCAGUUUUUUUCAUACUUUCUGGUAUUGGUUUAUUAAUCCUAUUUUGUUUGGAGAACACUUGGUUAAAAUAUUCAAAUGCAGCAUGCGAUCCGAUUGAAAAAUUGUCAUUAAUAAUGUCAUGGGAUGGUCCGUCAUCCGUCAUCGCCUCUCUCACACUAAUUAUUUCAUUCACAGUAGUUGGUGCUACAACAACAAAUCCAUAUCUACAAUAUGUUUCAUUUGUACUUGCGGCUGGUGUUGCCGUACUUCUUAUUUUUGCAUUAUUAUUUUUUAUCGUAUUUCUUUAUAUAACUGGUCGACAAGAAACCAAAGGUGUCAAAUGGUAUCAGUGUUUUCGCUCGGGUGAUAAUCAAUUUGCUCCGCGAAUGAUUGGCGAUUUUGACGAAUGCAGCAUAACAUUAUUACAUGAUAAAAUGAUGGAUACCAAAAUGUCACUACCUCGUGCUAUCGCUAACCUAGUUUCUAAUCCAUAUUUGCGAUGCCCUGUGGCAUUCAUAUUUGCAAUUUAUUUAGUAUUUGCAUUUUGGGGAUGGAAAAAUCUCAGUAUUGACUUACGUGAAGAGUUUUUCGUACCGAAGGAGAGCGAAUCUCGCCGAUAUAUCGAUAAUUUCCGAGAAUUGUUUGGUUCUUAUGAGCAAUAUAUUGAACUGGUUUUCGAUGAGCCAAUUGAUUAUUUUGAUAUCUAUCGAAGAGAUGAAAUUUUUUCACUUAUCGACUUUCCUCAGGAAAAUCAAAUGGCUAUAAGAUCGGUUAGCUGGCUAAAAGAUUUCAACAAGUUUGAAAGCUCAACUAUAUACGAUAUCAACCCGGAUACAUUUGUACCAAUUAUCAGUCUCGUUUUUCUUACGACAGAUAAUUAUAAAAAAUAUCAAUCGGAUAUAGUUUUUGAUAAGUUUCAAACUCGUAUAACAUCAUCUAGAAUGUAUAUAGAAUUAACAGCGAAAGGAGUUCAACAAAGAAUAACUUUGAUCGAGGAAAUUUUGGAUCGUGCUAAAGCUAUUGGUAUUCCGCUUACAAUAAAGGCGCCCUUUGUUUUUUCUCUUCAACAUGAUUUACAAAUUAUUUCAACAAUGACAUGCGCUUGUGCAGUUCUUCUAGGUUGUAUUUGUGGUUUGUCAUUAUUUCUUUACGGUAUACCAUCACUUACAAUACUUGUGUUAUUAUCGAAUAUAUCGGUUAUUGUUGGCGUUGUUGGUUAUGCUGUUCAUUGGGCAAUUCCUAUCAAUAUUUUAACAUUUUCCAUAGCAUUAUGUGGUAAUGGCUUCACAACGACUGUUGUACUCUAUUUCUGUUAUAAUUAUGUGAUAGCUGGUAAAACGCAAAAGACGGGCGAUUUAAGAGUCCAGUAUUCUUUUCAGUCGUGCUUUCUACCGAUAACUUUGGCUUGUUUUGUACCGUUGAUUACUUAUCUGCCAUUAAUGCAAAUUGAUGCACCAAUUGUUAUCCAUAUAUUUCAAAUACUUUUGCUUACUUCGUCUAUUACGUAUAUGCAUUUUCUUCUUUUUAUUCCCAGCACGAUGAUAUUUUUAACUGAACAAAUCCCAUCAUUUUUUGCAUCAGUUCAAACUUCAUGUGAGGAUUGUUGCUGUUAUUGCUUUGAAGUGGAAGAAGAUAGUGGAAGUAUCUAUUACAUUCCAUCUGGAGAACAAGGUUUGGAUGUGGAACGUAUACAUAGCUUUGGCAGUUUUUCGUAUUUGUUAAUAUAUGCAUUUACAAAUUUUAGAAAUUAUACCUAUGAGUUAUCAGCAACAAGUCCAACUGGAAUGUUGCUACCUCCUCAUCCUGGAUAUUUUCCUCUGGCUGCCCCGGUCAUUGCUCCUGAUGUUCUUCCUUAUCGCCCAUCAAACACAAUCACAACAAUCGAAGUUGAUGGCUAUCAAUCGAAUCCAACGCAUAAUUAUUCAGAACCCUCAGUUAGUGUCCCAGCAACUCCUCGAAUGCCGAUUCAAACUCCGAGGCUCGAGCGCCACCAUAGAUUGCACGAGCAAAUCGAAGAACAACCGUCUGUAAAUGGAGAUACUAUUUACGAAGCACCACCUUCGCCAUCGAUGCAAAUAAAAAAUGAGCAAAGUGGGCGAAGGUCUCACGAGCGAAGACGAAGUUUGGAAAGGAAACCACCCAAAUGCGAUUAUCGUGACAAUUAUGUCGAUGAUCGUUCGGAAAAGGGAGAUUCGACAAUAGAAAUGCGAUCAAACUGGAGACAAUAUCUCAUCAACGGGACACUUCAUCAGCCUCCGCCUAAUUUAGCAACUUGUCAAUCGAUGUUAUAUUAUUCAACUCCUUCAUAUAAUAGUAAAUCAGUUAAUCCGAUGUAUAAUAGCCGUAAUCGAAGAAAGUUUUAA
Dracunculus medinensis (Guinea worm) is the source of this 3786-nucleotide messenger RNA. The record is from the annotation of a GenBank genome assembly. NCBI's taxonomy places the organism in Eukaryota, Metazoa, Nematoda, Chromadorea, Rhabditida, Dracunculidae.